Molecule: messenger RNA, 2239 nt
Organism: Pomacea canaliculata
Lineage: Eukaryota; Metazoa; Mollusca; Gastropoda; Architaenioglossa; Ampullariidae
Product: galactoside 2-alpha-L-fucosyltransferase 2-like
Exons: 3
Coding region: 635-1855 (406 amino acids)
Biological process (GO): carbohydrate metabolic process
Cellular component (GO): membrane
Molecular function (GO): galactoside 2-alpha-L-fucosyltransferase activity
Source: RefSeq, a predicted model, not a curated record
GAUUCCCUUUAGUUCUGAAUUUAGUCUGGUAGCUCAUGAUUAUUAAACUUUCACGUUUUUAUUCCGAACAUUCUUAGUUAAAUUCUUAUGUAAAGAUAUUUGUGUAGGAGGAAUCCGUUUUUAGCGCUGUUUGCUAUGUUGUUAUUUGUUUUAAUUUGUUUUUGUUUUUGUUUUUCGGACGAGGCUGGUAGUGGAGGUGUGCAAGAGAGGCUGGAGGGGGUAGGCAGUAACGUGGGGGACGGGAAGGGCUGUAGAGUGUGUGUGCGUGUGUGUGAGCGUGUGUGUGUGUGUGUGGGGGGGGUUACUCGUGACCGAGUGUGCUUCAUCAUCAAACAAAAGCGUCAUCAAACACGUCACGAGAGAAAAAAGAAAUGUCGUCAUAAAAGGAAGUCUUGCGGUGGGUUUGAACAGGAGAAAAAUGUCUUGUGGAGAUAUUUGGAAAAAAGUUACCACAGACAUCUCUCCUCGGCUUCCUCAUUGCUGCUGACAUCUAAUCAUCUUUUCUGUCUUAAGGACGGACAGUGCUACCACCGGAUUUCACCCUGGACAGUUGGCUAUUGCGGGGGCAGCGGGCGACGCUGAUGGUCAAGUGUUUGGAAAUAUUUUUCAAGUGGUCAACAUACGUCUAUCAAGGAUGAGGAAGAAAAAACGAUAUUUUGUUGGAAUCCUUUGCGUCGUUCUUGCCUUGGUGGUGUUUGUAAGACGCCAUUAUGUUGUGGACUUCACGCCCUCUUUUCUUGCUCCACUUGCCAACAGCGACCUGAGCAUCCAGUCGGGAGCAGUAGACCAUGACCAAGAUUCUUCCACUAAUGUGAGGACAAGAUACCCUACAACUUCUAGCAUCCUGAGUAUUAAUAAUCAACAGUCUGAAAACCCAGAAUACACGUCUAUAGCCGAUAGAAAAUUGUAUCAGCUGACUUCUCUCUCAUAUCCUCUAAAUUCAUGUGCUGGAGGCUGGGAGUUCCCAAGUUCAUCUACUCCACCAUCUGUCACAAACACCACUACAACGACUGCUUCGUUGGACAGCAUCAACGGUUCCAAGGUGAUCUGCGCAAGAGACGUAGGCAGGUUGGGCAAUCAGAUGUUUGAGUAUGCGUCUAUUAUUGGGAUUGCACUGAAAACAAAUAGGACACCCGUCUUUUUAGGCAUGUCGUCUACUUUACAUGAUGUGUUGCAGAAUACUUCGAUCAUUGAGAAUUCUGUCAAAUACUCAAACCAGUGCGAAGAGAACUUUGUACAAGAGCCCGCGUGUUGCAAAUUUUUCCCACGGUUCAUUAUGCUGGAUCCAAACAAGAAUUACAGGAUCGGACAUUACAUUGAGUCGUGGCGAUAUUUCUUUGAAUACGAAGCGGAAAUACGAGAAGCGAUGAAGUUCAAGGACUCUAUAGUGACCCAGGCUAGCAAAGUGGUUGACAGCCUCCGACAGAAACACAACCGCACGCUGACAGGCAUCCACGUACGACGGGGAGACUACCUUUAUAUAGGGUUUGUUGGAUAUAAGACAGCUCCAGUACAAUACCUUGUGCACGCCAUGGACUACGUCAGACAAAGGUUCCGUGACGUCACAUUUGUUAUCUCAUCGGACGACGUCGAAUGGUGCAAGGAACAGUUUGCAAACACAAGUGACGUCACUGUGCUGCAGGCGAAUUCGCCGCCUGCUGUUGACAUGAUGAUUCUUGCGUCACUGGAUCACAUGAUUAUGACGGUGGGGUCCUACGGAUGGUGGGCGAGUUUUCUGAACCCCGGGAUUACCGUCUACUACCGAGAUUUUGUCGAGCCGGGUACAUUUCUCUCGGGACAGUUUAGCCCAAACGGAACUGACUACUACUGUCCAACCUGGAUUGCCUUGUCGUGACUUACAGUGUUAUUGCCAUCAAUGUUGGCAGUUGAUAGGGAAUGUGCUGUGGGUACACCCGUGGCCGUCGUGUCGUGACUUUCAUGUAUUUUAGGAUCUUAAAUCUCAAAAUUGUACUUUCUUUAUUUCAAAAUAUACUACAUUUAAAAGUAUAUUUUAAAUAACUUAAAAUCAAGAAGUGAAGCUGGUCCCUAUUUAGCAAUUAGGUCUUGCGUAUUUGUGUACACAAACAUGUCCAAUCUUCUUCAACAUUUUGUAAUAUGGCUUUACAUGAUUAACAAUACUUUCUCACAAAAUGAGUAAAAACCAACCAAGAAGUUUAGUCUUAUGUUACCUAUGAGAGAGGUAGAGAAAUCUGUUUAUGGCUUGUGCUUAAAUAUUCCU